Molecule: messenger RNA, 3938 nt
Organism: Dipodomys spectabilis (banner-tailed kangaroo rat)
Lineage: Eukaryota; Metazoa; Chordata; Mammalia; Rodentia; Heteromyidae
Gene: Sobp
Product: sine oculis binding protein homolog
Exons: 7
Coding region: 54-2666 (870 amino acids)
Biological process (GO): animal organ development
Cellular component (GO): nucleus
Source: RefSeq, a predicted model, not a curated record
CCGCCGGCGGCGGCAGCAGCCAUUUCAUCUCCACAGAAACCAGACACAAAAACAUGGCAGAAAUGGAGAAAGAAGGGAGACCUCCGGAAAAUAAAAGGAGCAGGAAACCGGCUCACCCAGUGAAAAGGGAGAUCAAUGAGGAAAUGAAGAAUUUUGCAGAAAAUACCAUGAAUGAACUCCUUGGCUGGUAUGGCUAUGAUAAGGUUGAAUUAAAAGAUGGUGAAGAUAUAGAAUUCAGGAGCUAUCCUACAGAUGGGGAGAGCCGGCAGCACAUUUCUGUUCUCAAAGAAAAUUCUUUGCCAAAACCAAAAUUACCUGAGGACAGUGUUAUUUCACCAUACAAUAUAAGCACAAGCUAUUCAGGGCUUGCCACUGGAAAUGGACUCAGUGACUCACCUGCAGGAUCAAAGGAUCAUGGCAAUGUGCCUAUUAUUGUACCUUUAAUUCCGCCACCUUUCAUAAAGCCACCAGCAGAAGAUGAUGUGUCAAAUGUACAAAUAAUGUGUGCCUGGUGCCAGAAAGUGGGAAUCAAGCGCUAUUCCCUGAGUAUGGGGAGCGAGGUGAAAAGCUUCUGCAGCGAGAAGUGCUUUGCGGCCUGCCGGCGAGCCUACUUCAAAAGGAACAAGGCUAGAGAUGAAGAUGGACAUGCUGAAAAUUUUCCCCAGCAGCACUAUGCUAAGGAAACUCCAAGGCUUGCCUUCAAGAAUAACUGCGAACUACUUGUAUGUGACUGGUGUAAGCACAUAAGACACACAAAAGAAUACCUGGAUUUUGGGGACGGGGAAAGAAGGCUUCAGUUCUGCAGUGCAAAAUGUCUCAACCAAUACAAAAUGGACAUUUUCUACAAAGAGACACAGGCCAAUCUUCCAGCUGGGCUGUGCAGCACAUUACACCCGCCCAUGGAAAAUAAAGCAGAAGGCACCGGGGUGCAGCUGCUCACUCCAGACUCUUGGAAUAUCCCGCUAACUGAUGCUCGGAGGAAGGCUCCCUCCCCGGUGGCUGCCGCUGUCCAAAGCCAAGGCCCUGGCCCAUCCACGUCCACCACCGUCUCUCCAUCUGACACAGCCAACUGCUCUGUCACUAAAAUCCCCACGCCGGUGCCCAAGUCUAUCCCCAUCAGCGAGACUCCGAACCUCCCUCCUGUCUCUGUGCAGCCGCCUGCUAGCAUCGGACCUCCCCUGGGCGUCCCUCCUCGCAGCCCUCCUAUGGUGAUGACCAACCGCGGCCCGGUGCCGCUGCCCAUCUUCAUGGAGCAGCAGAUCAUGCAGCAGAUCCGCCCGCCCUUCAUCCGCGGGCCACCGCACCACGCCUCCAACCCCAACAGCCCACUGUCCAACCCCAUGCUUCCUGGCAUUGGGCCCCCACCCGGCGGCCCCAGGAACCUGGGCCCCACUUCCAGUCCUAUGCACCGACCCAUGCUAUCGCCCCACAUCCACCCCCCAAGCACGCCCACCAUGCCUGGGAACCCUCCGGGCCUGCUGCCCCCGCCGCCCCCGGGCGCCCCCUUGCCGAGUCUUCCCUUCCCGCCGGUAAGCAUGAUGCCAAAUGGCCCGAUGCCCGUGCCCCAGAUGAUGAAUUUCGGGCUGCCGUCGCUCGCGCCCCUGGUGCCGCCCCCCACCCUGCUCGUGCCGUACCCGGUGAUCGUGCCCCUGCCCGUGCCCAUCCCCAUCCCCAUCCCCAUCCCCCACGUCAAUGAUUCCAAGCCCCCCAACGGAUUCUCCAGCAACGGGGAGAGCUUCAUUCCGAGCGCCCCGGGCGACUCCUCUGCGGCCGGAGGCAAGCCCGGAGGACGCUCCUUGUCCCCCCGGGACUCCAAGCAGGGCUCGUCCAAGUCCUCGGACUCGCCGCCCGGCUGCUCGGGCCAGGCCCUGAGCCUGGCGCCCGCGGAGCCCGGCCGGAGCGAGGUGGUGGACCUGACCCGGCGUGGAGGCAGCCCCCCGGGCGCGGGCGGCCAGCCCGGCUUCCCGGGCGUGCUGCAGGGCCCACAGGACGGGGUCAUCGACCUGACGGUGGGCCACCGGGCCCGGCUGCACAACGUGAUCCACCGCGCGCUGCACGCGCACGUCAAGGCGGAGCGCGAGCCGGGCGCGGCGGAGCGCAGGACCUGCGGCGGCUGCAGGGACGGCCACUGCAGCCCGCCCGCCGCCGGCGACCCGGGCCCGGGCGCUCCCGCGGGCCCCGAGGCCGCCGCGGCCUGCAACGUCAUCGUGAACGGCACGCGCAGCGCCGCGGCCGAGGGCGCCAAGGGCGCGGAGCCGCCGCCCGAGCAGCCGCCGCCGCCCCCGCCGCCGCCGCCCGGGCCGCCCAGGAAGCUGCUGUCGCCCGAGGAGCCGGCCGUGAGCGAGCUGGAGUCGGUCAAGGAGAACAACUGUGCGUCCAACUGCCACCUGGACGGGGAGGCGGCCAAGAAGCUGAUCGGGGAGGAGGCCCUGGCGGGGGGCGACAAAUCGGACCCGAACCUGAAUAACCCCGCGGACGAGGACCACGCCUACGCCCUGCGCAUGCUGCCCAAGACCGGCUGCGUGAUCCAGCCAGUGCCAAAACCCGCGGAGAAGACUGGCCUGGCGCCGUGCAUCAUCUCCUCGCCCAUGCUCAGCACCGGGCCCGAGGACCUGGAGCCGCCGCUCAAAAGGAGGUGCCUCCGAAUUAGAAAUCAGAAUAAGUAAAAGGAAUGAGCAUUCCCAGGGUACCUUGCAUGGAGAGGGUGCGGAGUAAACCAUGACACGCCAUCCAAUGACACCAGCUGGUCAGCUCACCACCCCCUCUGGCUAAAAGUCAAGCAAAUAAAGCCGCUUCCUGUCAUUAAGCAUCUCAGAGGAAGCAGCCCUCCCUCGGUGGCCUCCAGCCCAGAGAAGCCAGCACGUCUUGGACCCAGCAAGCAGGCCCAGCCUUCCUGCUGCCAUCAGCUCUGCUUCUCCCCAGAGGAACUUAGGGAUUUCGCCCUGGUUUAAAAAAAAAAAAAAACACACACAACACAACAAAACACCAACAAGCCACAAGGACCAAUGUAGGUAUUCUCCCCGCCCCAUCUUCAAGACUCCUGGAAGAUGAUACGGAUUGGAAAAGAAAAAUCUUUUUUUUAAAUCUUUUUAAAAACUGCUGUGGUUUUGCUGCUACACUAAAAAUUGUGAUUUGCAUUGUAUGGUUUUGGACCGAUGCUGUUCACGUUUUGAUGGUGGGGAGGGAUGGUGUUGGAGUCCUGAUACUUCAGAUUCAUCUCUGUCCAGCCCAGGAUGCACUUUUAAAUGAAGAGUUAGAAUAUUUUAUUGGCUAAUAUACUUUUCUUGUUAUUUUUACAAAGGCCACCUUUCUCCUUUUUGAUGCCAUAUUUUCAGUGUUACACUUUUAUGGCUUUUAAUUUUCGAUUUGACAGAUGUAAGAAGCAGCAUGGAUAGUUUAUACUGUGGUUUUUUUUAGAGACUGAAUGCCAAGAGAACUCGGUAAAUGUUUAUUCUUCUCAGCUUUCUCUUGAAAUUCCCCUAAAUAGCGCCCCAUUUGGGAACAGAGCAAGAGUGUUGAACUGAAGACCAAAAUACCCUCAAGGUGUAAAAUAAUCCGAGGGGGGAAUAUUUGCUGGGCGACACGAAAGACUCAGAUGAAAUUUCAACCAUGAUGGUUUUCGGUGAUCCAGGAAGUCAGUGAGACAAUCUCUCUCUACCAGAGCCCUUUCGUGAUAAUUAGAAUGGUAUGGACACACCAAUGAAAAACGAGAGAAAGUGAGAAAGAUUGCCUGUGAUUCUGUUUCACUGUUUGCUUUCUCCUGUCAUGGUUAAGAGAAAUGUGCAAUUGGAUCCUCAAUCAGUGGGUGGAGGAUAACAGGGUAGAUUUACUUGUGUGCACUUGUACAGUCGUAGCUGCAAGUCCAGAGUCCUCUAGAGCAUGUGUACUGGCACUGAGUUGGUGAGACAGUUGUGGAGUACCCCAGUCUGAUGAGUACA